Giardia duodenalis is the source of this 1122-nucleotide messenger RNA. RefSeq names its product Replication factor C, subunit 5. The transcript has a single exon. Gene Ontology annotation, biological process: DNA-templated DNA replication; DNA repair. The record is from RefSeq and is a predicted model, not a curated record. Gene Ontology annotation, molecular function: DNA clamp loader activity; DNA binding. Bases 1 to 1122 code for a protein of 373 amino acids. Gene Ontology annotation, cellular component: nucleus; DNA replication factor C complex. NCBI's taxonomy places the organism in Eukaryota, Fornicata, Diplomonadida, Hexamitidae.
AUGUGGUGCAACAAGUACACCCCCACGCAGCUGGAGGCCAUGGAUUAUCAUUGCGACGCCACCAGGCUUUUCAUCAGCGUCGCCCGGGCAAAAAAUCCACCUCAUCUCCUUGUCCAUGGCCCCCGUGGAUCAGGUCGCCACACCCGGGUUCUAGGGUACAUCAGAAGCGUCUAUGGCGUGCAGACGCUGGACUACAUUCCAUCAACGAUGCUAUACGAGACCAACACGGACACUUGCGAGGUCAAUAUUCUUAGUACUGCAUGCCACCUGGAGCUCAAUCCAUCGGAAAUGGGGAACCACGAUGUCUUCAUAAUUCAAACGGUGCUUAAAGAGACUGCAUCGACGUCUUCCAUAGGAGACAAGUUCAAGGUUGUGGUUCUACAGGAUGCCGACAAGCUGUCGUUCACGGCCCAGCAGGCAUUGCGGCGUCUCAUGGAGCAAUAUGCUGCAACGUGUAAGCUGAUCCUCAUGGCUGAGAGCAUCUCGGGCCUCAUUCCUCCUAUUGUAAGCCGUUGCUUUUGUAUCCGGGUCCCAGGAUUCUCAGACGAGGAGAUAGUCCACGCUUUGGAGACAACUAUUACUAAGCAUCGACUGAUGCAAGGCUUUACCAAAGAAAGCUUGCACGCGCUGUUGCCUGAAGUUGCUACAGUGGCCCGCGGAGACCUCCGCAGAGCUUUUCUUCUGCUCCAGACCUACCAGUACGCCUCUUCUAAAAAGAACGUCAGUGUCCAAUCUCUUGUUCCAGAAUGGGAGACAUUGUGCACAAACAUAGCUUCCCAGGUGGCAACAGCCCGUAAAAUGGCUGCGAAGAGCGCUGAAGCUGCCAGAGCUGGAAAAAGUGCCAAGCCAGAGCAAUCUGACAAGCUUGAUGUUAUUCGUGUGACGCUUGUGGAGAUGCUUAAAAAGGCUAUUCCCGCUGAUAUGAUUUUGACAAAACUCUACGAAGGCUUCAAAGAUCAGGCAAAGAGAAUGGGCCAACGCUCACCUCAAAUACUUCUCAAUCUGGCAGACCUUGCCAUGGAAUAUGAGGCACGGCUCAUCGCUGGGUCCAACCCCCUCUAUCAUCUGGAAGCCUUCUCAUUCUCCUCUCUGAGAGAAAUUAUUGCCGACACGUCCCGUUGA